Molecule: messenger RNA, 1104 nt
Organism: Ostertagia ostertagi
Lineage: Eukaryota; Metazoa; Nematoda; Chromadorea; Rhabditida; Trichostrongylidae
Source: the annotation of a GenBank genome assembly
AUGAGGAUCGGCCGUCGAGCAGUACGUACUGCUUUCGCGGCUGCCGCAUUCCUUAGCGCGAAGGGUACGCUGGAAGAUAAGGUCGUUGCAACAGGAAUUGAGACGUAUAAACCUCCGCUCAACUACGCAGAAGUCCCAAUCAGCAGAAAGAUUAUCAAUCCUGCCGACAAGAGUGGUCUGAAUCUGCGUCUGUAUCAGUAUCAGUCAUGCCCAUUCUGUUGCAAGGUUCGAGCUUUUCUCGACUAUUACGGUUUUUCCUAUGAAGUUGUCGAGGUCAAUCCUGUGACUAAGACUCAGAUGUCGUUUUCGAAGGGUUACAAGAAGGUUCCCUUGAUUACAAGCGCCGAAGGCACAUUCAAAGAUUCGUCGCUCAUCAUUUCUCAGCUCACAACAUAUUUGAAACGUGCUGAUCGUAAUUUGUUUGAAAUCGACGAAAUGUACCCAUCAAUUGAAGCGAUCAAUGAUGAUGGGAAGGUGAUCAAAGUGUGCCCGAACAAAUAUGUGAUUAUGAAGGAGGAAUCGAAUGAUGAUGAAGAUUUUGCAUACGAAAGAGAGGAACGCAAGUGGCGCGAAUGGGUCGACGAUCACUUCAUUCAUCUCAUCUCUCCCAACAUCUAUCGUAAUUUUUCUGAAUCGCUGGAGACAUUCGAGUGGUUCUCCAAGGCAAGUUUCAAUCCCACCCCAUCCCCUAUCUCUACAGCUGGAAGUUCAUUUCAGUUUGGUGAAUGGGAAGUAAAUUUCUCCACUUGGAGUCGCCUUUUGGCCAAGUAUAUGGGAGCUUUCAUUAUGUGUAUCAUUGCCAAGCGUCUGAAGAGAAGGCAUAACAUCUCCGAUGAGAGGCAGGAAUUAAAGGAUGCUUUUGAAGAGUGGAUGAAUGCGAUCGGACCGAAUAGAACUUUUAUGGGCGGUGAUAAACCGAAUCUAGCCGAUCUCGCAAUGUAUGGCGCUAUGACAGCAUUUGCUGGUUGUGGGGCUUUUAAAGAAGCUAUUGAGAGUAGCUCGAUCAAGCACUGGUUCGAAGCUGUGCGUUCGGCUGUACAGAAUCAUGAGGGUCGUGAGAUGCUCGCCAAGAGAACCAGUGCUCCUGCCAUUCAACCGAAAUAG